Molecule: messenger RNA, 892 nt
Organism: Owenia fusiformis
Lineage: Eukaryota; Metazoa; Annelida; Polychaeta; Sabellida; Oweniidae
Source: the annotation of a GenBank genome assembly
CACAUCAACUAAAAUAAAGGAGAACGUAAUAAUCAUGUGGAAAAGAUAUAAAAAAGAAAGAAAAGAUCUAACUAUUAGCCCACUAGCUGAAGUAAAAUCUGGAGAGCUGGAAGCUUUUAGGAAAUGGAAGCUGGAGCAGUUCCUAAAAGGAAAGGAUCAGUCCUCCAAAAGUCCAAAAGUCGGGCCUAAAGUAUUUACUUGUAGAAACUGCCAUAAGUUCUACAUGGAGAAGAAAGAUCUUCUGACUCAUCUUUCAAAAUGCGCAGAACGGCCUGCAAAAUAUCUAUGCAGAAAAGGAUGCGGAUUCAAAAGCAAAACUCUUCUAUCAAUAAAAGAGCAUGAGAAGAACCAUGUUUCACAAUUGAAUACUGCAGUAUUAGAACCAACCACCAGCUCUGUAACGCUAAACACUGAGUUCGAAAAAGAAGUCGGCCCAAUUGAUGACCUGGAUCUGGAUUAUGAAGAGGAUACGUCCGAAGAUAGCCGUAUGUUUGAAUCACCACCAAACCCCCAGCCAAACCCGCAAGAUCUGAGAUCUAAAUUGGUGAAGAAAGACAAUGAUGUCAAGGUCACUAGUACAUAUGAGACAAUGACAUUUUUGGUAGAUGCAACAUCGAGAAAGAAGUUACUACAAUUUGCCAGCGAAAAUGACAUCGUUAGGAUUUCAAAAUCCACUACCACAUCACUCAAUGGCGUAAGGGAGACCAAGACUAUCACUUUAGCAGAAACACCAUUUUAAAUUUACGGGAUAAUUGUGACAAUUGUGUUUAUGGAUUAUACAUGUAGCUGAACAUUAUUGCAGAGAUGGAUUAUUUUGUGGAUGUUACGAACAUUUGGAUAUUUUACUGCAACUGGAUUUUAUCUUUGACUUUACCAUGGACUAUAAUGGAAU